UUGUUUCCCUCCAUCUCUGCCUUUCCCUCAGUGCUCGGACGUUGCGUUAAGGUGAGCAUCCGAGUCCCGCUCUUGGGGAAAUUCGAGGAAAGUCAGACGACAUAUACACCUUCAAGGGACAGUGUAAGAAUUUGAAUCGAGACGACAGACAUUUCGCCGCCUGUGUGCAGUUGUUUCGAAACUACAGUAAAAUGGAUCCAAUGACUCAGUCCGCCCAGAUAUCAUCGUCACAAGGGUUUGCCGAUGGGCAAAAUUCUGCUGCCAAAGAAUCAAAGCUAUCCGAUUCCUUUCUUUCCUCUUCGCCUGUAUCUCUCAUUCAGUCUCCUCAAGACAAAAGAGUCGUCCUGGGCUCCGAGAAGCCCUCAAGCGAAGGUGUAGCGACAUCCCUUCGCUUUCCUUCACAACCUGGUUCAUUCACACCUGGUCAUUAUGGGAGUGAAGCAGGGCCACCAGAUGGACAACCAGAUUCACCAAUAAAGACAUCUCCUGUUUCAGAGAGAAUAAAGGCACUGGAGGCCCUUGCUGCCAAAAAGAAGGAACCUGAUUUUAGAAGCGACGGAGGUUUCUCUCACUUCAGAGAUCGCCACUAUGAAAAAUCUUCUACUGAGUCCCAAAAAUCUCCCACUGAGUCCCAAAAAUCUCCCACUGAGUCCCAAAAAUCUUCUACUGAGUCCCAAAAAUCUCCCACAUCUCCCACCGAGUCCCAAAAAUCUCCCACUGAGACCCAAAAAUCUCCUACCGAGACCCAAAAAUCUCCUGUAAAAAUUGUGCCAACUGUAGAGAAAAAAGGGGGUUCUGCUGAUCAGGAGUCACCGGAAUCCCCCUUUGAGGUUCUUGGAGAUUUAAGACAAGUGAAUGAAUUUGAAGAAACAGAAGAGUGGAUGAAGGCUCAUUUACCUCCAGUGCCAGACUUUGAUGCUGCAGAUUUAAUUAAAGGCACCCUGACUUCAGACAAUCUUGCAUCAAAGGAGGAGAAGGGGACUGAAAUAGUUAUACCUGAUGCUCCCGCUGCCUUUGCUGGUGUCCCUGAUGCUUUCAUGGAUUCUCCUAUUCAAACUUCAGAGCAGAAGGAUGAGUUCAGUGAUGCACAGAAGCAGCCAAGUGUUGAGGAGGAGUCUGAGUUCGAUCUUAGUUUUUUGCCAACAGCCUACAUGUGGGAUCAGCAGGAAAAAUCAGGUGUCCAAACUCAAGCUAGUCUUGAUUCAGAGCUUCCAGCUUCAUCUGCAACUCCUGCAGGCUUUGACUCUUCAUCUCCUCCUGUUUCCCCACCAGUUGACACAAACGCUAAACAGAAUGUUUCAGAUGACAAGAAGACCACUUGGACUCGAGAUCUGGAGCCCCCAGAGGUUAGUGAAGCAGACAGCUCAGGAGAGUCAGACGAUACUGUCAUUGAAGAGGGUGUCACUGUUCCUGCUUCUGUUCCCCUUCCAUCUUCUGAUCCAUCGUUUUCAAAUGAACCUACGACUACCCCUGCCUCUGCAGCUCCUGAACUUCCCACUGAGGAAAAGGAAACCCCUCCACCAAAGUCUGAGAGGAAGCUAAUGCAGGUUCCAACAAUCAAUGUUAUUGAGACAGAUGAGCCAAAUUACAGUGAUGAGGAGAUGGAAAUGGAGCUUGAAGCAGAGGAAGAUGAGGAUUAUGGGGGUGUAAAAGACACAGCCAGAGAGGCUACAAAAACUCCGGAGCCAGAGGACAGUAAAAAUGAAGCACCCAAGACACGCCCCUUAGAAACUGAAUUCAUGGAAGGCUACUCUCCUCCAUCCUCCCCGGUGGACUCUGAUGUUGAAUACUCUCCCAAACACAAGAUACUAAAAUCUCUUCCAGAAACAGUCCACCAGGAAUCUACAUCCCAGCCUGAAGCCUUACCCAGUCCCGAUAUUUCAAAGGACUCAGCAUCCGACUUUUCCCAAGCACAGUCGAAUAAGGUAAAUGAUGAACCCUCCCCAUUCACAAAUGAAGAAGUGGACUUUCCAGACAAUGAGGACGAAUGGUCAGAUGAAGCACAAGAUGUUGAGGUCAAACCUUGCAGGACUGAUCUUUUGUCCAAGGAACCAGUUCCUUUCGCCCAAUCUAAAAUGGAUGAAAAGAGCAUUUCAGCUGUAAAAGAGACUUGUACGGAGACACCUUCCUUUUCUAAAUCCAGCUUCAUGCAAGACGAUAUAUAUGACAGACAAUCAUUUGAUUAUGAUUAUGAUGCAUCCUCAUCCCUGGAUGACAUUGAUGACAAAGUGCGAAACAAUGCUAAGGAGCGGUUUCUUUCUGAUCCAUCUGAUAUCAACAUUGAAACACUGAAUACAAGCACUGCACAAAAUGAUGUUCCAGAGGACAUUCAAAAUCUAGAUGAAUACACUUCACCGAAUGAUGGUGAAAGACUGAGCAGCAUCAAUGAACAAGAUCUCAAUAAGAAAAUGACCACUGACAUCAGUUCAGAUAACAUGGCAAAUGGAAACUCCGUCCCAGCACAGACAAUUGGCUCAAAGAUCGUGCAGGACACUGAAGCAGGUCACCAAGCACCUGAUGCAACAAGGAACCCAGAAAGCAUUGACCCUGACAGGUCAGAUUCAGAGCCCACAGAUAGCUUUGUGGAGUUCAUGAGAGAGUGCCUAAAAUCUAGGCAGGAUGAAGAACCUGACAAUGUUCACCAAAAUGUUCCCUCCGAGACUGAAUUCUCCAAAACUAGUUGGCCUCCCUCCCAGUCCCCUCCAACCAUGGUGAUGGAUCUCGAACAAGAACAACUUACCAUAAGUGCUCUUAAAGAGCUGGGCAGCAGUCAAGAGGAAGAAGAGGAGGAUAUGGUGUCUCUCCAGCCUGUGGUUCCUGACCAGGAGAAAGCUAACCCCAAUGCUACAUCUACACAGCAGUCCUCCUUUACCUCAGUUCCUAACCCUCCAUGUUCCCAAAGUGACCAUGUAUUCGACAGCACGUAUUCCAAAGAAGUGGAAGCCAUCGACGAAUGGGUAGCUGAAGCCUAUCAUCUUGCUGAGCAUGUCUUGACAGCAAUACUAACCCACUUAUCAGUCAAGGAUCUGAUCCACUGGCGAGACCCCAAGAAGUCGGGCUUGGUGUUCGGUCUGUCCAUGCUCCUGCUGCUGUCGCUUGCGGCCUUCAGCGUCAUCAGCGUGGUCUCCUACCUGCUGCUGGCCCUGCUCUGUGUCACCAUCACCUUCCGCAUCUACAAGUCUGUGGUCCAGGCCGUGCAAAAGUCUACCGAGGGACACCCCUUCAAAACCCUCAUAGAUAAGGAUGUUAGCAUCCCCCCAGAGACUUUCCGCAAGCACGUGGACGCCAGUCUGACCUACAUCAACCGAGCCCUGAAGCAAAUGAGCCGCCUCUUUCUGGUUGAGGACCUUGUGGACUCCCUAAAGCUGGCUGUGGUCAUGUGGCUGAUGACCUACGUAGGAGCCGUCUUCAAUGGAAUCACCAUCCUCAUCCUCGCCAACAUUCUGCUCUUCGCUGUGCCUCCAGUCUACGAGAAGAACAAGACCCAGAUUGAUCAGUACAUCGACGUGGCACGUACUCAAGUCAACACCACAAUCGCCAAGUUGCAAGAGAAACUGCCCGGAGCUGUGAAGCGCAGCAAAACUGAAUGAUCAGCCCCCCCCCCUCCAUUAGAAGCCUCCACAUCACCAUCAUCCUCAUCUCCAUCACCAUCUUAAACCCCCUUACCUCCCCCCUACCCCUCUCCAGUUAACCCCGCCCCCAGUCUAACUGCCCCUCCCUACUCCAUCUACCAUCACCACCCUACUACACUGAACCUUGCUAGGUAGAAAAUCUCUGAGCUACUCGAUAUUCAAUGUAAAACUACUGCGCAGCUUAACUUGCAAGCAUUAGAAAAGAACUGUGCCUGUGCAGACAGGAAGCGCAUCGCUAGCGAGGAAGUGAUGUAACGCCGCGCCCGGACCCCGCCUGUCUGUGGGCGUUGCCACAGGGGAAUGGAGGCAGGGUCGAGUGAACUAGACUGAAUCUAUGACCUGGUUUUCGUCAUGUACAGCGAGCAGGGGGUGGACGAUGGCUGUUUAUGUCACCAAAAAGCAAAUGUCUGUACUUAAAACCACAUUUCCAUGAACGUAAAAGGAUAAUUUAAGAUGGAGACGUUAAAGAAAAACAAAAAUGUAAAAUAAAGACGAAAAAAAAAAGAAAAAAAUGGAAUAAAGCAACCUUCUGGGUGUUAUUGUUGAUAGUCUUAUCCUGCUCUCGUGCUCUCCGGCUGUUGUAUGGAUAGAUAUGAGUUCAUUUUUAGGAGCUGGUUAAUGGGUUUGCUGUUAUUGAUUGGCCUGUUUUUGAGUUUGUUUCCAUUCACCUUACAGGCACUUGUGUAUGUAAGUUUCUGCAAUGCACUGAACUUUUAUUUUUCAGACCUUUUGAGCAGGUUGAAAUAAAAGGAUUGGAACACUGA
This is a messenger RNA of Seriola dumerili (greater amberjack), 4396 nucleotides long. RefSeq names its product reticulon 3 (gene rtn3). NCBI's taxonomy places the organism in Eukaryota, Metazoa, Chordata, Actinopteri, Carangiformes, Carangidae. Gene Ontology annotation, cellular component: neuron projection; postsynaptic density. The transcript is spliced from 9 exons. Gene Ontology annotation, biological process: endoplasmic reticulum tubular network formation; brain development; neuron differentiation. The coding region runs from base 192 to 3590 and encodes 1132 amino acids. The record is from RefSeq and is a predicted model, not a curated record.